Ictalurus punctatus (channel catfish) is the source of this 644-nucleotide messenger RNA. RefSeq names its product replication protein A3 (gene rpa3). Gene Ontology annotation, biological process: DNA replication; double-strand break repair via homologous recombination; mismatch repair. Gene Ontology annotation, molecular function: damaged DNA binding; single-stranded DNA binding. Gene Ontology annotation, cellular component: site of double-strand break; nucleus; DNA replication factor A complex. The record is from RefSeq and is marked provisional. Lineage: Eukaryota; Metazoa; Chordata; Actinopteri; Siluriformes; Ictaluridae.
GGUUCUUUUUCAUUCCUUCCCGUUUUGCACCAAGACUCUGGAAUUUCACCGCAAACACAAGCUGAAACUGCAAAUCGUGUAAAAUGACGGGUGUAUUCGAGGCUCCAAAAACCAGGAUAAACGCGUCGAUGCUCUCUCAGUACGUGAGCAGGCCGGUGUGUUUCAUAGGGCGCGUGGGAAAGGUCCAUCCAUCUGGCAAAUCGUUCACGUUGACCGACGGAGAGGGAAAGAAUGCAUCCGUGGAGCUUAACGAUCCUCUGGAAGAGGAGUUGAGCGGAAUAGUGGAAGUUAUCGGAAUGGUGUCGAAUAAAGGAACCAUCAUGGCUGCGGUGUACAACAUGUUCAGGGAGGAGAAAGGAAUUUCCUUUGAUUUGGAGCUGUAUAACGAGGCCCUGAAAGUGCUUCACGAUUUUCCGCAGUAUUACCCUUUCGAGGUGUCGUCGAGCGGAUGAGACGAAGCAACACCCUGCGCUAUUUCUUUCUCCCUCUGAUUUUUUUUUUCCCUCCUCCUUUCUUUUAUUGUGUACGUAGUUUUCUUUCCCUUGUAAAUAAUCUAAAGCCGUUGCUGAAAGCUGUUCAUUUUUGUUACUUCACAAAUAAAAAGUCUCACUGAGGAGACACAUUUUGGUUUGUUGAUCUCGAAA